Cyphellophora attinorum is the source of this 1149-nucleotide messenger RNA. RefSeq names its product Periostin. Gene Ontology annotation, biological process: macroautophagy. The transcript has 3 exons. NCBI's taxonomy places the organism in Eukaryota, Fungi, Ascomycota, Eurotiomycetes, Chaetothyriales, Cyphellophoraceae. The record is from RefSeq and is a predicted model, not a curated record. Gene Ontology annotation, cellular component: fungal-type vacuole membrane. The coding region runs from base 1 to 1149 and encodes 382 amino acids.
AUGCAAUUCAAGAACCUCGCCCUUGCGGCCAUUGUGGCCACCGCCACCGCUCAAGAGCAGCAGAACCUCACUGCGGCUCUCAGCUCGAACCCAGAGCUCUCGAACCUGACCUCGUUCCUCGGAGCUCUCCCAGACUUCGUUGGUCAGCUCUCACAGCUGCAGAACGUGACUUUGUUGGCUCCUAACAACGAGGCCUUUGCCGAGUUUCUCAACUCAUCUGCUGGCUCUGGUCUUGCUUCAGGAUCAGACUCAGCCCUGAUCCAGGCCAUUCUCUCGUACCACGUCCUCAAUGGCACGUAUGAAAGCUUCGGAGAGAACGUCACUUUCGUUCCCACUGCCCUGCAGCCACCUCAAUUCGCCAACGUAACAGGCGGCCAGCGCGUUGAAGUCAUUCCUUCUGGAGGCAAUGCGACCUUCCUGUCCGGUCUCCUCGCAAACUCCACAGCUGUUGGAAACGCGACCAACUUCACCGGAGGUGUCGUGCACGUCAUCGACCGCUUCUUGGUCGUUCCCCAGAACAUCUCCGAGACUGCUAUUCAGGCCAACCUGACAAGCGCUGUUGGUGCGCUCCUGAAGGCGGACCUUGCAACAACUCUCGAUGGUCUUUCAGAUGUGACUGUCUUCGUUCCGGAUAACGCGGCUUUCCGCGCCAUUGGCAAUCUCGUUGGAAACCUCACCACGGAGAACCUGACAAGCAUUCUCACGUAUCACGUUGUUAAUGGCACAGUCGCAUACUCGACCGAUCUUUCGAACACAUCGAUUCCCACGCUCGGUGGUGGAAACGUUACUAUCACUGUAGAUGGCGACAGCGUCUUCGUCAAUUCCGCCAGAGUUACCGUACCCAAUGUUCUGGUCGCGAACGGUGUGGUCCACGUGAUCGAUUCGGUCCUCAACCCUGCCAACAGCACCGCCGAGCCGAACCCAUCCGAGUCAAGUGGUGUCCCAGCUUUCGCAGGUGCCCAGGAUCAGGACGACGGACUCGCUUCAGGUGUGCCUACGCCAACAGCCUCAUUGAACCCUACAUCGGAGGCUUCUGCUGCUGCGACUGCCACUUCUUCGUCCAGCUCUGGUGGCGCCAUGCCCAUGAUCACCGGUGCCAUCGCUCCUGCCGCGCUGUUCGGUGCAGGCGCAAUCUUGGCCAACCUGUAG